Messenger RNA from Bemisia tabaci, 3676 nucleotides. Its product is annotated as ubiquitin-protein ligase E3C. The record is from RefSeq and is a predicted model, not a curated record. Gene Ontology annotation, molecular function: ubiquitin protein ligase activity. NCBI's taxonomy places the organism in Eukaryota, Metazoa, Arthropoda, Insecta, Hemiptera, Aleyrodidae. Gene Ontology annotation, biological process: ubiquitin-dependent protein catabolic process; protein polyubiquitination.
CUGAUCUUGGCUGUUGUCAAUGUUCUUCCUCUACCGUGGUGAUAAGGUUAAUUCUUUGUUUUUGUCAUCUUGUAAAAGUUUAAUGAAUCGCAAUUUCGUGAAUUAAUGCACUCAACUGGUGAAAAAUGUAUAGUUUUGAGGGCCAAUUUCGGAGACUACCGGAGCAGAAUUUAGCUGGAGCCAGUCGGAAACAGGAAAGAGAUGAACUCCUCCAGAAAGCUCACUUUGACAGGAAGAAGAGAGAGGAUGACAGAAAGCGCUUGGUCUGUGCAGUUCAACUCCAAGCUGCAAUUCGAAGUUUCAUUGCCCGUCAAAAAGUCAAGGCAAUUCUCCGUAGCGAGUUUGACCAAGCUGUGAAGCAGUCGGAGCGCCAGUCAGUUGAUCUCAAUGCCCUGGGACAGCUAUCAACACGGCUUUUGUUUUUCUACAAAGCUGAAGUGGAUAACCAUCGAUUGAUUUGGUUGGCGAAACACUUACUAAAAUUAUCUCCAGCCGUGAAUGUUUCUAGUUGUCAAAACAAGUCAUCUCCAUGGCGUUGGAGACUCAAGCGUCUCCUUUUCCUAAAUCUUCAGCUGUUAAAAAUUGAUAUUGAAUCAGUUGCAGCUCCCUUGCGAGUUUUAGAAGUAUUCACAUCAGAAGUGAAUGACAGCUCUGUCAGCAAAGAAACAUCUACACAACAUCUAGUUGAGAUCCUUGAGUUUCUAGUAUCUCGGGGGUUUUUUGGAAGGCUGAAGGAAUUUUUAGAUGCCAAAACGCCUCCUUUAUUGAAUGUCUCUCCAUCACCACCAACGCCGCUUGCAGGCUGCCUCUUUGAUUUAGUUGUCAAACCCAUAGCUUUAAGUUCAAAUAGUGUCAAUCAAAAAUUUAGUAAUUUAGUGUACGAAGAAUUCGCAAAUAACUUUUUUGUGCACCCAUUGUCGGAACCUGUAAAAAUGUUCUUCUUACCCGCAUUUUCUUCAUGGUCUGGUUUCCCUCAUCAGCAGUUCUUACAAUUUAUCCGUACUUCAGAGAACAUCAGUUACUCGAGCAAUCUACUUUAUUCUGUCCUAGCCCUCACAGAACAAUGCAUGGCAGCUGAAAACGUCAGCUGGGAAAUACUGUCAGAGCAUCUGCAAGUUUUAGCGUUGCUCAGCUGUAACAUAACAAAAUUGCAUGGUUUACGGAAGUCCAACACAGAAGAUAAUGAAGAUAGCUCCUCUGAUGAAGAAGCGGACAUUGAAAACGCAUAUAGGAAUAAACAUGAAGCCCAACUACUGCGUGAAUGUAGUGCGCUGAUAAACAAUCCUAACAGGGUCAACUAUUUGCUUCAAGCUGUGGAGCAUUGUGAUGAUAGCCAUGUCAUGCAGUCUCUUUGUAAAUUGUGCCAUAACCUCUUGAUUUCACAGAAACAAGCAGUUCAUCAGUACAAAAUUUUAUAUCUGCUCGCUCUGCAGCCAAGUUUCCUAGCCAAACUGUGGAAUGCCAUCUUGUCUGUAAGGCAAGCAACUUUAUUUGGGAACUCCUCAUCUCUACUUUCUGAUCUUUCUUUUGGAAUCAUGUUAACUCCUACUGAUGCGGACCGUAUCGUCCCUCUCCUGGCAACGUUUUGCGCAUUAUUCUCUCUGCUCAAUGCUACUUUGCAUGAUGGUGAAUUCUACAAUGAUGAUCAGCAACCGAGUGGACUCAUGCCUUUCUCUCUUUCGUCACUGGUUCAGAUGACAUUAAUUUUGAGGGAUGUAACUUUGGGUCUCGUGGAGCUGGCUUACCCUGAAACACGACCCAGUGUUCGAGACCAGUACAGAUUUGAAGGCUUCUCAUCUUCCUCCAGUACUUUUGAGUCUGUCGAUACUGUUGUAUGGGCUCAUCUGUUCAAAGUUUGCGUUGCGCUAUUAAGGAAUUUGAACGCCCGUGAUUUGCGUCGACAGUUCUGUCCAGACAAUCAUUGGGUUAGCAGUAACAUAUCUUUGCACCAGUUUGAAAAACCCACGACUCUCUCAAUGCAUAGAAGAGGCAGGCUGCGAGCUUUGUAUCGUCCUUUCAUGGAAAGACCCAGUCUAACAAGAGAGGAGCUAGAGGAAGGACCUCCACCAUCAACGAAAGAAAUCAGGGUCAUGACGAUUCUCAAAGAGCUGCCAUUCACAAUUCCAUUCCAAGAACGUGUGGUAGUGUUUCAAAACAUGGUUUACAAGGAUAAAAUGAUCCAUCGCGGGCUCUCCUCUCAUUUCUUCGAUGGCUCGGAAAUUAGAAUAGGCGUACGUCGGAAUUACCUGUAUGAGGAUGCUUUUGAAAAAUUAUCCCUAGAAAAUGAACCAGAUCUGCGGAACGUCAUGCGUGUUCAAUUAACAAGUACAAUAGGGGUUGAUGAAGUGGGCAUCGAUGGAGGAGGUCUUUUUCGUGAGUUUCUAGCUGAGUUGUUGAAAACAGCAUUUGACCCCAACCGAGGGUUCUUCAGACUGACCACCGACAAUCUAUUGUACCCCAACCCAAACGUUCAUCUGCUGCAUCAAAACUUUCAACCACAUUACUUUUUCAUAGGCCGAAUGUUAGGAAAGGCUAUGUAUGAAAACUUACUGGUCGAACUUCCCUUGGCUGAGUUUUUCCUAUCAAAAAUAACAGGACGGAAUUGCGAUGUCGAUUUUCACAAUCUAGCGUCUCUAGAUCCUGUUAUUUACCGAAAUCUACUUUAUCUGAAAACAUACGAUGGAGAUGUAGCGGAUCUUGGUUUGGACUUUACCGUUAUGACCAAUGAUUUUGGAGAGUGCAAGGUGAAUGAAUUGAAACCAGGAGGUUCAAACAUCCCUGUAACCAACGCCAAUAGGAUAGAAUACAUUCAUCAAAUGGCAGAUUACAAACUGAAUAAACAGAUUAGGGCGCAAGUUUCUGCUUUCAAGCAAGGAUUAGCAAAUGUCAUUCCGUUAGAUUGGUUGUAUAUGUUCAACAGCAAAGAGCUUCAAGUACUGAUUUCUGGCGCUGAGGUUCCUGUAGAUUUAGCUGAUUUAAAAAGUCACACCUAUUAUAGUGGUGGUUUCUCUGAUAAACAUCCCACAAUUGACUUAUUUUGGAGGGUUAUGGAGGAUUUUAGUGAGGUGCAGAAGAAGCAAGUGUUGAAAUUUGUGACAAGUUGCUCGCGGCCUCCAUUACUAGGAUUUAAGGAACUGGAUCCGCCAUUUUGCAUACAACUUGCAGGCUCAUCUGUGGAUCGGCUCCCAACAUCAAGCACGUGUAUGAAUCUUCUGAAACUACCUGAAUUCACAGACUACCAGUCGCUAAAAGAUAAACUCCUUUAUGCCAUUCAAUCAGGUGCUGGUUUUGAACUCAGCUAAGCAAUACUCGGCAACAAUAAGGCAUGAAAAUAUUUUCCUCUUAAUCUGUUGGUAUGCAUGAAGGACAGAAAAUUCCGUUCAAUUCACUAUCGGUGGAGGCGGUACUAUUUUGUUUAUAAAAUUUGCAUUUUGCGAUGCAGGUGAGCUAUCAGUGAGAAUACUCUCAAUUGUGAUUUUAUCUGCAAUUAUUGUACAUCAGUUUUUACGAAACGAUUGUAAUUGUUUGUAAAGUUGGACUAUUUCUAUGUGUAAUUUUUGUAAGUGUAAUAAAGUGUGUUGCGAAUCAUUUUCUUUCAAGUUGUUUUGGCAAAGUCCUGGGCAUGUACUUUCAAAAGUUUUAUUAUAUGUUUUAAUAAAUAUUGUUUUUCAUAUGA